AUGAGGCUCGGCGGCGUCUCCUUGCUGCUGCUGCUGCCGUUGCUGCUACAGAACGCGGCGGUCAGCGACGCCGCCAACAUCCUGGCCGUAGUCUGGCUCAUCUCGCUCAGCAACUUCGUCAUGCUGGGCCGGCUGUUCUCGGAGCUGGCCGCCAGGGGCCACAACGUCACCGUGCUGAGCCACUUCCCGCGGCAGUCGCCCCAGCCCAACUACACCGACAUCAGCAUCGCCGGCAGUCUGGCCUCUUAUGCCGACAAAGUAUACAAACAUCCGGAGGUGGAGAAGCUGGUCCACUCGCAAGACCACUACGACCUGGUGAUCGCUGAGAUCUACGUCGACAGCAUGGCCGUGUUCGCGCACAAGUUCCGAGCUCCUCUUGUUAGCAUCGUUACCAGUAUGGCGUUCCCAAGCGCCUACGACAGGGUACAAUGGGGAAACCCUGACCAUCCGGCCUACAUGGACUCGUACUUCUCUCCCCACUCGGCGCCCUUCACCUUCUGGCAGAGGGUGAAAAACUCGUUCCUGCACGUCGCGGCCCGCUUCUGCGACUGGUGGUUCGUAGAGCGAGGGAUGGACCAGCUGCUGGGAGAGGUGUUCGGCGAUGCAGUGCCCCUGAUUAGGGAGAUAAUGCGCCACACGAGUCUGCUGCUCGUCAACAGCCACUGGAGUUCCGGCAACCCCAUACCCACGGUGCCGGGUGUCGUUGAGGUGGGCGGCCUGCACGUCAAGGAGCCGAAGCGUCUGCCACAGUUUAUGGUAAUUUGGUCACUGAACGUGUUGCCGCUCGCAGACCACCCGCACGUGCGCGUCUUCAUCACGCACUCCGGCCUGAUGGGCACCCAGGAGGCGGUGGCGGCGGGCGUGCCCAUGCUCGCCAUGCCCAUGUUCGGCGACCAGUUCCUCAACGCGGACCGCGUUGUGGCCGGCGGCAGCGGCCUCAAGCUGCUCUACCGAGACCUCAGCCGAGGCACGCUGGCCGCCGCCCUCAACCAGCUGCUCAACGACCCGAGGUAUUACGAGCGCGCCAAGCAGCUGUCUCGGCUGUUCCGGGACCGGCCCCGGCCGCCGCUGGAGGAGGCGGAGGCGGUGUACUGGGUGGAGUACGUCAUCAGGCACCGGGGGGCGCCGCACUUGAGGUCCGCCGCGCUGGACCUGGCCUGGUACCAGUACCUGCUGCUAGACGUCGCUGCCUGCGUGGUGGCCACGAUGGCAGCGGCGCUGCUCGUCAUUCGCAAAAUAUCGUCCUGCUUGGUGGGGGCCUCUUGCCCCGUGCCGAAGGGGAAGAAGAGGAACUGA
This is a messenger RNA of Schistocerca piceifrons (Central American locust), 1296 nucleotides long. RefSeq names its product UDP-glycosyltransferase UGT5-like. NCBI's taxonomy places the organism in Eukaryota, Metazoa, Arthropoda, Insecta, Orthoptera, Acrididae. The transcript has 6 exons. The record is from RefSeq and is a predicted model, not a curated record. Gene Ontology annotation, molecular function: UDP-glycosyltransferase activity. The coding region runs from base 1 to 1296 and encodes 431 amino acids.